AUGGUGGACGAAAAAAUCCCAUUCGAAAAGAAUGGACUUAGCUUCUUCGGCCUUUUCCGGCGGGGUUCACGCGCACAGGCGCUGCCAUUGAUCGUCCUGAUCCAUGGCGGGGGAGCGACAUCGGCUUUCUUCGAUAACAAAGUGGUCUCAGUAGUCAAUGAGUUCAACAAGCUCGGUCACGAUGUUCUUAACAUCUCCCGCCCAGGCUAUGGGGGAACUCCCGCGCCGGCUAGCUCGACACCUUUGCGGGACUCGAUUUCGGUGUUUAUUGACUUCAUCGAUCAAGUGCGCAAGGAGAAGGGUCACACAGGAAUUAUCCUGGUAGGCCAUUCGAUCGGAGGAGCCUUGGCUCUGUCCGUUACAUACGAGGCGCAAGGACGGUUACCUAUCUUGGGAGUCAGUGCUAUGGGAUGCUUGCCAACCUUGAAGCCACUGGGGAUACUCGACUGGACAGACCCAGAACCAGAAAAUCCGAGGUUCAUCGUCGAGAGUAAUCCAGAGAAUAUCAAGCGAUUCAUGGGCAGAAUGGAGUGGUUGAAUCUUGAUGCCCUGACAGAGGAAGUUGUGGUGGCGGUUUUUGAGCCUGGCCUGAAAUCCGAAAUGAGGGAGCACCAGACAAAAGAAUUUUUCGAGUACCUUGUCGAUACUGUCUUUCCAGGUGUUCGUUUGCCAGUGCAGUUUCUCGCAGCGGAAAAUGAAGUCAUUUGGGAUGAUGAAGACCCCCUGCAAGGGAAGACUAUCUUCGAUGCCUUAGUAUCGCAUUUCAAGUCUACGCCAGAGAUUGAUGCUGCGAUACUCCCGCGCGGUGGCCAUAACUAUGAAUUCUCGAAAAACGUUGGAUUGCUCUUGAAGCGCAGGAAUGAUUUUGUUCAGAAGUUGACGGCACGGUCAGAAGGCAAAAAUGAUCAAACAACAUCCCAGCUCCCUUUCACACAAAUCCCCGUGUUGGAUUACGCGCAAACGACUUCACCAACGACACGAUCGACUUUUCUGGCAGCACUGAAAGAUGCCAUUGUCAAUGUGGGCUUCUUCUACCUUAAGAACACCGGUGUACCGGAUGAGCUAUACCAAGCAUUAUCGGAACAGUCCUCUGAGCUUUUCAACCUACCAUUGAAUAAGAAACUGGAGAUUGAAAUGGUUAAUAGCAAGCAUUUUCUUGGUUAUUCCCGGCUUGGCCAGGAGAUAACGGCUUUGAAGAACGACUACCGCGAGCAGUUCGAUUUUGCAACUGAGCUACCAGCUCCUGGCCCCGAGGAGCCCCUAUACCGCAACAUUCGAGGACCAAACCAGUGGCCGGAUCCAACCUCUCUGCCCGAUUUCCGCCCAACGAUUGAGAACUAUCUUGACGCAAUCGAAGAACUCUCAAGCUCGUUCCGAUCUCUAGUCGCUGAGGCACUCGACCUUCCCUCGAACGCAUUUGACGACUUCUUUGACGUUCCUCAGCAGAACAAGUUCAAGUUAAUCAAGUACCCCGAGCCUUUCGGCUCUCGCCCCGGUGAAGAGACUCAAGGUGUCGGCCCACACAAAGACUCGUGCUUCCUCACAUUCCUCCUACAAGCCACCCCGCAUACAGGAUUAGAAGUACAGAAUAAAGCAGGAACCUGGCUUCCAGUACAUCCCAUCCCAGGAACGCUGGUGAUCAACAUUGGUCGCGCUCUCGAAGCUAUUACUGGUGGAGUGUGCACCGCGACAACACAUCGUGUGAAUCUGCGCCGAGAGAAUUAUCUUGAUGCAAAUGGUCAGUCAAUCGGUCCGCGCUUCUCCUUUGCGGUCUUCUCAGGCGUGAGUCUUGAUUUGGGCGUUGAGAAGAUUCACAUUGAGAUCCCGCAGCAUGUCAAAGAGUUGGUGAAAGAUGAUAAGGUACGGUCGGAUGCCGAGGCUACAUUCAAUGAGAUGUUCACUGGUAGCAUCGGCCAGGGAACACUUAUUGCACGUAUUACGAGCCACCAAGAUGUUGCCCAGCGGUGGUAUCCUGAUCUACUGAAGCAGGCGCUGAGGGCUCAGCAUGAGAAACAGUGA
Messenger RNA from Penicillium daleae, 2019 nucleotides. RefSeq lists its product as uncharacterized. The coding region runs from base 1 to 2019 and encodes 672 amino acids. NCBI's taxonomy places the organism in Eukaryota, Fungi, Ascomycota, Eurotiomycetes, Eurotiales, Aspergillaceae. The transcript has 6 exons. The record is from RefSeq and is a predicted model, not a curated record.